AAAUUCUUUUAGGCAUUUGUCAUAUUCUACCUGGGCCAUUCUUGUCAAGUGAAAUUGUUAUUUGAAACUUUAUUAGGUGCAACAAACUAUGUAAUGUUAGUAAGUUGGAACCACAAAUAAGAAUGGUCAAGAAGAAUAUAGUCAUAUUUUACUUUUAAUGGUAUUCUUGUAUUAUUCUUUCAUGCACGUCAUUAAAGACUUGUGGACGAAUAACAAUGAUGCGCAAAUACAGCUAUUUAGCUGUGGAACACACAGCUUCUAGUUUCGGCUGAAAGCUCGAACAAAAUCUUGAUCUUCUGGGAUUUAAGUGAAGUUACGCGUGUCUCCGAGGCGGUUAGUAAAGUUAAAAAAAUCACGUGAAAUAUCACGUUAUCUUCGGGUAAAAACUGCAUAAUCACGCGAAAACUCACAUGGUACCUGCUACUUUUCCCCAAUCAAAUGAUUUUGCCAUAAAACCGGCCAAUCAGCGUCCAUGUGCUCGAAUACUCCUCCUCAAUCCUCAAAUGCUGUACCACGAUGCCGCGCAGUACUGGUUGCAAACUGGUUGGAAGUAGUAAAGUAAAACUUUGAUUGUAAAAAGAUGUCGUCAGAACAGAAAACACCAAAAAAACGUCUUGAUAAUUCUAUUGUUGGGUAUGUUACGAAUGUAUCACCAAUUAAAACUGCUAAAAACAAUCCAAAGAGGAAAUACUUUGAUUUCCUUCUAAACACAGAGGACAAAAUGGAACGAACAGUUUGUUUUUCCCCUGAAAAACAUAAACUGGUAUCAGAAGUUCACAAAGAUCUCACUGGAUGUGAAAUAAAAAAAUACAAAAGGAGCGACACUAAUGACAUCAUUAUAACAGAUUUUUCAUCUGUGAAAAAGCUUGCUCCAUCUUUUGAACUGCAGACCCCUGAAGUUGUUCUCAAAACUAUUCCAGCAAUUCUUAAUGAAUCGAUGCUGUAUGAAAUCGUAAACACAAAAGCAUAUCUAUAUGAACUGAGUGAAACUAAGGCGCUGACAGACAAGAAUGGAAAAAAUAUGUCAUAUCGCAAUGCCAUUCUUAUUGACGAAACAAGCGAAAAACUGCCAAUCACGUUUUAUAAUGAACAAUGUGGGCAAGUGAAAAACAAGGAAACAUAUAUUUUAACAGAACUAAGGGUAUCAAAAUAUAUGAACAAUCGGUUCUUGAAAGCCACCCCAUUCACCAAACUAAGAACUGUGGAUCCAUUAGAAAUAAACGACGAAGCAGUAACAGUAACAGAUUGUACUUCACAUUUCAUCAUAACUAGUGUAGAUUUAAAAAGUUUUUCAGAAAAAUUCCAGUGUCCUUCAUGCAAAUCCAAUGACCUUGAAGUUGAGAAGGACUAUACCAUAUGCAAUAAUUGUUGCACCAUGACAGAUGCCUCGCAGUGUCGAAAGCACUCCAACAUUGGUUUUACUGCAGAAGGCGAUACUGGCAAACUUGUCUUAGAUUGUUCACCUAGCUUGUUGGAGAAGUGUUUUGGCAUUCCGUGUUGCAAAAAGAUUCCACUAGCCAAAAAAAUGAUCAAGGCAAAUGUUAUAGUUAAGUUUGAUCAGCGGGAUAACUCGAUAAUUGAGAUAAGGCUAAAAGAGGAUAACUCCAUUAAGAUGUGCCUAAAAGAAAAAGAGCAAGACAAUGUGACAUCACAAAAUUUUAUUAGUGAAGAAGAAGAAAUGGUAUUACUCGACGGGAAAAACGAUGAGGAAGAUUGACUUACUUAUUCAACUGAACUAUCAUGUUUUUUGUUAUGUUAUGCUUGCUUAAAUGUUAUGCUUGCUUGAACUAAUUUAAAAAGUUAUAUUUUUUGUUUGUUUACAUUUUGUUCUGAUAUUUCUUAUUGACAUUUCAGUUUAUAAUUUUUUACUCAGCUUGCUGCAGUCCACAAAAAUUGCUCCAUAGAAAUUUAUCACGUUCUGUUUGUUGUUUGUUUUGUUUUACUGAACUCUUUUAUCAUUGUUUUAAAGUACGUGUUCAUAAUUUGAUAUGCUUACAUAUUUCCUACAAAAAUUAAUAUAAGACAAAUGAUACGAGAUAACAUGGGGAUCAUUUAUUUAAAUACAUAUUCGGACAUUAUUAUGUUAAUGUAUUGUUUUUAUGCUGGUUAGUCAGAUUUCCUUGGCAAGUAAUAAAACAAUGGUUAAGGACUUCUUUUUGGUACCGUGUAUUCGAAUCUGAAUGCUCUAACAACACUCUUUCCCAUUUCUUGGUAUUUUAUUAAACUCAUUCACUUACUACAUUUUUGCUCAAUUAUUUUCCUUGGUGAAACUCUUGCAGCGAAAAACCAUUUUGAAUAAUUUACAUUUAUCUCUUUAAUAAUAGCCGUAUUCUGUCUGUUCAAAAGGGUUACCGCGUCCCGUAACGGAAACACGAAAUGUGAUAUAUAAAGGACGGGCGACCCCGUGGAUUUUUCCACGGUCUAACGACUUCUAUAUUAUAAUGCCCGUAUACGUCUGUCCGUCCGUCUGUCUGUCUGUCACGCAAAAUGGUAGCUUAGCUGCGACGGGCGAACCCGUGGAUUUUUCCACGGGCUAACGACUAGUUUAAAAAAAAACAUAAGGCGAACUAAUUAUGCAGAAAACCUAUAACAGUUAAUAUUUUACAGAACGCAUUUUAUGAUUCGUUUCAACCUAGAGGUAACGCGGGAAUGUAUUAUAAUUGUUAAUGCAAGCCCCUAAUCUGGCAUAAGCAAAACUAGCACCCAGUUCUUAAAAUUCCCAGCAAUUUAUUCCCCUAGGUUUUUCGCUUUCUUGAUAUGCGUGCUGGCGCGGUUCGCCUAAAGUCACUGUUGUAGGAAUCCGCCGUGUUCGCAGGACUUUUCAAAAUUGGAAC
Molecule: messenger RNA, 2834 nt
Organism: Hydractinia symbiolongicarpus
Lineage: Eukaryota; Metazoa; Cnidaria; Hydrozoa; Anthoathecata; Hydractiniidae
Exons: 3
Coding region: 581-1717 (378 amino acids)
Source: RefSeq, a predicted model, not a curated record